Messenger RNA from Ictidomys tridecemlineatus (thirteen-lined ground squirrel), 3505 nucleotides. NCBI's taxonomy places the organism in Eukaryota, Metazoa, Chordata, Mammalia, Rodentia, Sciuridae. The record is from RefSeq and is a predicted model, not a curated record.
UGUGCUAGCGUCAGUGGUAAGCGCCGGGAGAGACCUAACCUGUCGCAUGGCUGCUGGUUGCUCAGAGUCUCCGCGGCCGAAGGCGGCCUCCGAGGCGCCUGUGGUAGGAACAGGCGGCGUCCUGCCUUGCCUAGAGCUGCCCACCUAUGCUGCUGCUUGUGCUCUGGUGAACAGCCGCUACUCCUGUCUGGUGGCCGCGCCGCACCGACGGCACAUCGCCCUGUCGCCCCGCUACCUUAACCGGAAACGCACCGGUAUCCGAGAGCAGCUGGAUGCCGAGCUCCUGCGCUAUUCCGAGAGUCUUUUAGGUGUCCCUAUUGCAUAUGAUAACAUCAAAGUUGUGGGUGAACUGGGAGAUAUAUAUGAUGAUCAAGGACACAUUCAUCUUAACAUUGAAGCUGAUUUUGUUAUUUUCAGCCCUGAACCUGGGCAAAAACUUAUGGGUACAGUUAAUAAAGUGUCUUCUAGCCACAUUGGCUGUUUGGUACAUGGGUGUUUUAAUGCCUCAAUCCCUAAACCGGAACAGAUGUCAGUUGAGCAGUGGCAAACCUUGGAGAUAAACGUGGGUGAUGAAUUAGAAUUUGAAGUAUUUCGUUUAGACUCAGAUGCUGCUGGAGUAUUUUGCAUUCGAGGAAAAAUAAAUAUUGCCUGUUUGCAGUCCAAGCACCCUGAUGUUUCUGAAGAAGUAACAGAAACUCUAACUGAAGAAUCUGUUGAAAAAAUUCCAAAGAAAAAGAAAAAGAAAAAGAAAGAUCCAGAAAUUUAUGAAGUAAAUGAUGGUGCCACAGAGCCAGCAGAUUUUACAGGUAUCACUCCAAAGGAAGAGGAAGAGCUACAGGUUAGUAAUGACAUGAAUGGCCUCUGUGAGGAAGAGCCAAAGAAGAAGAAGAAGAAGAAGAAGAAGAAGCACCAGGAAGAUCAGGAUCCUAUUUUUCAGUGCAGUGACUCCAGUGGUUACCAAAGUGACCAUAAAAAGAAAAAAAAGAAAAGAAAACAUAGUGAAGAGGCUGAACUUACAGCAGUUCUGGAAUGCUCACCUAAGAAGAAACAAAAAAGUAAUUAGUGCAUUUUAAAUAGGAUAGUUGAUUAAGGAUUUAUACACAGUAGAUGAGUACAUGUUUUGAAAAAUGUUUAUAUUGUACUGGGUGUGGUGGCACACAUUUGUAGUCCCAACUACCCAGGAAGCUGAGAGGUCAGUCUGGGCAACUUAGUGAGACUUUUUCUCAAAAAGAGCUGGGGAUGUAGCUCAGUGCUAGAUAGUGCUCCUGGGUUUAAUCCCCAGUACUAUAAAAUAAAAAGGCAUAUGGAUACCAGUAAUUUAUAAAACAGGGAACACUUGAUUAGGAAUUGGAGGGUUUUUGUGCUAACUGGCAAUAAUUUGGAUAGGACCCAUGUUAUUAAAUUGCCAUUUUAUUGUAGACAGAAUAAAAUGAUAAGAGCUACUCUCAUUCUCAACUUUUAUAUUCUUCCAGAUGUUAACUGUCCACAUAAAAUUUUCUUUGCAUGCUGAAGAUUAGCAGAAGUACUCUAUAGUACAGUGUUAUUGCUAUCAUUAAGGAACAAGUUUGGGAUUUUCCCCUGCUCUAAUAAUAGGUGUCACCUUUAGUCAUUUUAUGCUAUUUUGCUUAUUUUGUUUUCUUUAAUCAUAGCUGUUAGUGUUUCUGUUGUUUAACUUAAAAAAAUUAUUUCCCAAAGGAGCUUCUGAAAUCUCUAGAACCCUUGAGUACCAUGCCACUGUUGACUGGUACAUAACAGUAUUUACUACACUCUCCUUUGAGGUGUAUGUGUUUUAAAUUCUGAAAAUUGAUGGAAAGUGCUCUUACCUUGUACUUAUUUGUGCCUCACUUGUGUUGGAGGAAGAAAGUAGAUGAAGAUAGGAUAAAUACAAUACUGACCAGUGGCAAAUUUCUUGAUUACUUUUUAUUUGUUGGAGUUGGCCAUAAGAAUUGUUUUAAAGAGGAGAUUAAGAAGAUGUUGAUGUUUUGUGACUUACUGGAAAACAGUAAUGAAAUGAGAACUGGUUGAGGCUGAUAAUCAGUAUGUGUCUGUGCAUUUAUUUUGCCAGUGCUAUAAUGGAAAACAGGUAAAUAAAUGUAGUUCCUUCCCUCAUGGAAUGCCAUAGGAGAAACAGAUGCACACAAACAGUAUUAGUAAGGAAAUACAGAACAUUACUAAUUGUGUCAAAUGCUAUGAUGCAAAAACCUGACCACUCCUAUUACUUGUGUUAGUAUCUGCAAACAGUCAAAUGGUUCAGUUGACUCCUCCAUGUCAGCCAUUUUGUUGCCAUUCUUCUAGUACCAGACAUAGUGCUAGGCUCACAAUUAUCAAUUUAAAAACUGAUAAUGAGUAAAUUCUGCUAGUGAACUGUCUAAUCUAUAAGAAUAAGAUAGAGUUUGGCAAGUAACAGACAACUCACAAUAUGUUGUCUACAAGUAGAUGUGCCAGCCAAUGGAAACAUGCAAGACAAUGUCUUUCAUUACAGUUGAGAUGCAUUAGCCCUUGAAAUGUGACUAAUCCAAAUUGAAAUAUAUUGUCAAUAUCAAAUAUAUAUCAUCAAAAUUGGGAUGUAAACUAUAUCUAUUUUUAUAUUAGUAAAAUUAAAAUAUUUUUGGUUUAAUGGGUUAAAUAAAAUGUUAAUUUCAGCCUGUUUGCAUUUUAUUUUUCUACAAAGAUUGCUUAUGAGGCUCACAUUGGUUUUGGACAAUACUAUUUGAAAGGAAAUAUUGGUUGAAUGACAUGAUUCUAGAAGAUCCAAAAAUUCCAUUAGAAAACUUCUGGAACUAAUAAAUGAAUUCAGCAAAGUAGCAGGAUAUAAAAUCAACACCCAUAAAUCAAAUGCAUUCCUAUACAUCAGUGAUGAAUCCACUGAGGAGAAAUUAGGAUUCACAAUCACAAUAGCCUCAAAGUCAAAUUUGCUUGUACCAUCAAAUUAACAUUUCCACCUGGACAGUCUCUGUUGGAGCAAACAAGAAUUUCACACACAUAUACAAAACAUACAGUUAGCCCUUUCUCCAUAAUCUCACAUUUUGAUUUAGAAUUUUUCACAACAAAUAAAACUUAUUGGAACUUAAACAAGCAUUCAAGCAAGCAUGGACAUGAGAGUUGUUAUAAAAAUUUUGGUGUGUCAUAGAAAUUCUGGGACAAGAUUGUGACUUCUAAGAUUAUAACUUCUAAGAUGAGAAGUUACUGGAAAGCAGUAAGAGCUUCUCAAUCACCCAUAGGCACUCCUUGCAGUGAUUCUACAGGCCCAGCUUGAUGGAGACCGAUUAUUUGGUUCUCCAUCUCAAUAGAAAAUUCUCAGAAAAUCUGGGAUAGUUUGGGAAUAGUAUCUACCCAUGGUAUUACUAACAUGACUGCCUAACACACAGGAUUUUUGAAGGAGGAGUUAAGAGAAAUGUUCAACAAAAGGAGGGAUCCUUUAUUACCUAAUACACUUAAAAAGGUGACUUGUACUCCAGGUACCUGACGAACAUAACAUUGUCAUCCUAAUAAACUUUUUGUUUUC